AUGAAUGAGAGAAUUCACGCUACUUCGAAAGUCAUCACACAGAAGCAGCUUGUUGCACUGCAUGAGCGUCAUCUUUUCACUUUAAGUGGACAAGCAGGUGUCUUUCGAACGGAUCUCGCGGUCGGAUAUCGGAUCUAUCGUAACUUUCUCUCAGAGAAGAUUGAUAUUACGGGCAAAAACUCUACUGAGAGACUGAUGACUAAAAGGCGCCAGACACAACGGUCACUCGAAGAACGAAUCCACCCUUUUAUCGAAGAGAAUGGACGUGGUGCAUUGCUAAUUAAUAGGCUUUCCACUUUUGUUCCGAGCUGCAGAUAG
Molecule: messenger RNA, 318 nt
Organism: Plasmopara halstedii
Lineage: Eukaryota; Oomycota; Peronosporomycetes; Peronosporales; Peronosporaceae
Product: Fido domain
Exons: 1
Coding region: 1-318 (105 amino acids)
Source: RefSeq, a predicted model, not a curated record